AAACCACGACAAUCGACACCGACCAAAAACCAACUCGACAUCAAUGAAAAAUCGCGACACAAACAACUAACCUUACGAUAAAGCAAACACAAUAAUCAUGGAUCCCGAGGCCUCGCCACCAAAGCGCGUCACCCGCGCGCGCGCGGCCGCCAAGAAGGCCCCAGUUGAUAAUGGCAUCAAGGUCGCCACUGCCGCAGCGAAGGCGAAAGCGACGCGUACGAUGCCCCCUGCGAUGACGAAGCGGAAGACCAGGGCCGAUGAAGCUGCCAACGACGACGAUAACAACGAGGAUGAGCUGACAGCUCCCGAGCCAGAGAAACCGAGGGCGACGAGGGGACGACCGAGGAAAGCUGCCAUGGUGCAGGCAGAGCCAGAGCCAGAGAUAGAGAAGGAGGCUGCGGUAGUGGUGCCGAAGACAAGAGGGAGGCCGAAGAAGGCCGUCGAAGAGAAGGAGGUUGAGGCUGCACCGGCAGUGGAAGCUCCGAGGACAAGAGCUAGAGGGAGGAAGGUGGCCGUAGCCGAUGAACAGGCACCACCACCUGUUUCCGAAGCACCAAAGAGGAUAGUUAGAGGCCGCCUGGCAACCGUCACAAAGCCCACUGCUGCACCGAAGAAGUCUGUCAAGUUUCAGGAUACGGCGGAGCUGGACAAGGAGAAUGCCAUUCCUACAACGAAGGGCAAAGCGCCAGUGGCUACGGUUACUGGUCUUAGGGCCAAGCCGGUGCGGAAACCUGCUGCUGCACCUCGAGUGACACGCGGGCGCGCCAGAGCGACUUCUGAAUCGGACCAGGCGAAGGAAAAGUCCCCGCUCAGCCCGAAGAAGGUGACACAGGUUGCUGUUGCCAAGGAUGUGAGCUCUGACGACGAGCUUGCCACGAUGGUGAAGACGCCGAUGAAGCCUCUGAUGAAGAGCCCGAUGAAGCCACCGACCAAUAUCCUCAGCCCAGCUAAAAGGCUUGAUUUCACAACAUCGAUUGUGGCAAACCGUGCUGUUUCUGCUCAGCAAGAUCUUACCUCGUCAAUGAUGGCCAGCCCUGCUAGAAGAAUACCACAGAGUCCAUGGAGGGGGACUUUGGGAGAAUCGCCGAAACGGACUGGGCUUGGAGAGGCUGUGCGAUCACCUUUCAAGUCUUCCAUGCCCCCUUCAUCAUCUACGAAGCCAUCGUUCAAAGCUUCUCUACUUCAAUCUCCAGCGAAACGUCCGCCGUCCCCAACCAAAAUCUCGGCUGGAGGAUCACCAACCCGCACAGUCUCAGGUAAUCUGUUCAACGCCACACCAAAGCCAAACACUUUCAGCAUCUCGAGGUUCACGACACCACGGACAUUGACGAAGAGCGCGUUCCGCCCUGGUAGAGUGCCGUUCAGCAGCGCUGUGAAGCCGGCUACUGAGUCCAGGCUGCUUGGAAAGGACCAGGCACCUGCGGAUCGGGCCAGUAUUAAGCCGUUCCCAGGACGACUGUCUGCUGUGUUGCCAAGACACGCUGACCCGACAAUGGAUGAGGCCGAGGUGCCUGCUGGUUCCACCACUCCAAAGAGCCCAGUUGAUAACACCGAGGAAGAUGAAUUCGCCCUCAACGUUUUGGUUGAGGAGAGUACGACUAUGGAAUGUGAUGAUGACGUGGCUGCGAUGGUUGUAGAGGAGCUACAGAGCACCACACCAUCCGCUUCUCCAUCUUCAUAUAGCAUUGGCAGCUUCGGCCUUCGCCCUGAGCAAGACGACCCGUUCCAGGAUUCGGACUCUGAAGAUGAGCUGGCGUCUGCGUCACCACUUUAUUCUCCGAGUCCCAUCAGCGCUUUGAAAAUGUCCUCCAAGGACUUCGCAAUGCUCUCGACCCCAAAGAAACUCUCCUUUGGCGAGAAGACUCCUGUUGCUAAGAGCUCGGCGCAGAUUGGCUUCACACCUUUGGCUAAGCAGUUGGAUAGCUGGAUGACGCCAGUUGACCCACAACCGGAAAUUGUGGAGGAAGAAUAUGAGGAGGAGCCGGAGCCUGUUGUAACUCCGAAUGUCGAGGAGCAAGCCGCUGAGCCGUCACCUGUGCCAACCAGCUUUUUCGAAGAUGAGAUGAUUGUUCGAGAGGAAGCAGAGGUUCAAUCUGAGAACGACCUGGAAGAGCAAGUUGUUGAAGCCAUCGAAUUAGCACCAGCUGAGGUCGAAUCCGAGAAUGAGCCGAAAGACGAAGUUAUUGGGGUCCUCGAGUUUGCACCUGCUGAGCCAGAAUCCGAGCAUGACUUGGAGGAUACAGUCAUGGAAGCAAUUGAGUUUGCACCGGCUGUGUUAGACGACGAAGACUUGGCUCUUGCUGCCGAAGCCGAUGAACUAUCAUUGGUCGAAGAGGAAAUUGCCAAUUCGAAUGAUGUCGUUGACGCCGUUGCCUAUGCCGUUGAGGAUGAGGCCGUGUCUGAGGCGAGCCAAGAGUAUGGCGAUGAGAAUAUGGUUCCAAUUGAUCCGGAACUGUUGUCUCUUGGUCAGCAAAUUGCCCCAGAACAGCACCAGGAGCCAACUGUUGAACACGUAACAAAUGUUGUCCCGGAAACUGAGGUUGAAGCGGAAGAGGAACACCCUACUCCCCCCGCUACCCGUGCGGUACAACGGUCUGCUAGUCCCUUCACACCAGCUAGACCCACCAUCGGAAGGUCAUUCCAUACUGUGUGCAAAGUCCCCUUGAAGGCAGAAGGUGCAGAGUCGCCUAUCAAACCAUCGCCACGAAAGCGUCCAGCAUCAGCAUCGCGCGUUACGGCACACAGAACAGCACCACCUCCACCUACACCUACCAUCGUCUACCAUAAUGGAUCCUCAACACCAGCUAAAUCCACCAACUGGUCGACGUCAGCUACGCCAACCCGAACACCGCGCCGUGACCUUGACAACAGGGUCCUCAGAGGCGCCGUUGUCUACGUCGACGUACACACUAGCGAGGGCGCCGAUGCUAGCGCUGUCUUUGUCGAGCUGCUGAACCAGAUGGGCGCGAAGUGUGUGAAGAGCUGGGGCUGGAAUCCUAGCACCAUGAGUCUACCAGGAGGAGUGAUUAGCCCUGAGACAGCAGAGUCAGCCAAGGUUGGGAUUACGCAUGUGGUGUUCAAGGAUGGUGGCAAGAGGACACUCGAGAAAGUGCGAGAAACCAACGGAGUUGUACUCUGUGUCGGUGUUGGAUGGGUUUUAGACUGCGAGCGCAUGGACGAAUGGCUCGACGAGAGCCCAUACUCCAUCGAUACCGCCAUCGUUCCCCGUGGCGGCAACCGUCGUCGCAAGUCCAUGGAGCCACGCGCCCUGGCCAACAUGAACGGCACUCUCGUUUCCACCCCCGGUCGCGCGUCGUCUAAAGAGCCUACUGCGCCCGCCACCGCGCGCCCGGCGCGCAUCGGGCGUAGGGAGAGCACACAAUGGAUCCGCACACCCCGCAGUGCGGAAGCAGCGACCAGCAACCAGGACCAAGACGUCGAGAUGAACGACUACACCAUGCCGGAGCUGAGUCCGCUCCCAACCACACCCAGCGCCGAGGCGCUGAGUAUGUAUGCCGAGCACAUCCUCGAUAACGAGGGCGGAGUUGAGGAGACGCCGUAUUAUAGCGGCAGGGAGAAGGAGGAGCUAGUCAUGCGGACCGUACCGGCGAACAAGAUGGUCGUCCGCGAGCAGGACGGACCGUCGCAGAUGGGAAGUGAGGCGCUGAUGCAGAGACUCAUGAUGGCGAGGAGAAAGAGCUUGCAGUGGGCGCCCAAGGUGGGGAGUCCACUGGCGAGGCAGUAGAGGAUGUUAUAAUUACUACUUUGUGUUUUGGGGGGCGCGGAUUGGACAUGGGUUGGGGAUGGGGAUGGCGUGGAGUUGUAUUUCUUGAGGCUUUUCUCUCUGGGGCGGUUUUAUUGCUUUGAGGUGCUUACUUUUUGGGAUGGGGGCGGGGGGUUGAUUUUACGUAUAUACCUUUUCGUCGGAACGUUCAUUGCCAAUUGAGAUUAUAUUUCCAAC
Messenger RNA from Pseudogymnoascus verrucosus, 3961 nucleotides. RefSeq lists its product as uncharacterized. The record is from RefSeq and is a predicted model, not a curated record. Lineage: Eukaryota; Fungi; Ascomycota; Leotiomycetes; Thelebolales; Thelebolaceae. The coding region runs from base 98 to 3745 and encodes 1215 amino acids. The transcript has 2 exons. Gene Ontology annotation, biological process: mitotic cell cycle.